Messenger RNA from Ostertagia ostertagi, 318 nucleotides. The record is from the annotation of a GenBank genome assembly. NCBI's taxonomy places the organism in Eukaryota, Metazoa, Nematoda, Chromadorea, Rhabditida, Trichostrongylidae.
AUGUUGUCUAACGAAAGCGGUCGAGCGUGCCCUGUAGCCAUCGGAACCCCCGAUCCGGGCGUGGCAGAGAAAACGCUGAGGAAACAUCGUGCUCGUGAGGCGAAAAUUCACAGGGACCGUCGUAGAAAGUCCUUCGUGACCUGGGCGCACGGAUAUCUAGGACUAGGCCGCCGCUACGAAUUGUCCUCUUGCGUGAGCGCAGCCAUUAUGCAGGCGUAUCCUUCGCAACAUGGUCAUUAUGUAGGAUUAACGAGAUCGACUGCUCGGGAAACUCAACUGGAAUGCGAUGAUGAGGAAUGGAAGGUUGAUGAUUUUUGA